UCCUAUAUAUAGAUCAGCAAUAUCCCGAAGCUCCUUGCGAUUAUUUUUAGUAAUUUGGCGAAUUUGGCGGUCAAAAUUUUUUAGAAGAAGAAGCGUGGCUGAGUAAUACUUGAUGUAAUAAAUCAUGAAGUUAUAUUCUUUUGCCUUUUCCAUGAGAGUAUACCUCUGUGUUGUUUUGAUUGGUUUAAGUUAUGCCAUUUACAUCAAUGAAGAAGCAAAUGAUGUUGUUCAGGCAAUACUUAAGCACUUUGAUGAAAACCCACAAGAUUCUAGAUUUGAACAAGUUAUCUUCAUCCCUUCUGAUAAAUGUCAUCUUUUCCCAAAGGUGUUUGUUUGGUGUCCGAUGAGCCGAUUUAAGCUUGAAUUGAGAUGUCCAGAGCAUAAUGAACCAUUAAAAAUAUCACGUUGGAUGGGAAACUUGAAGUCUGAAGGCAGUGACAAUCCCAGACUUGUAUAUGAUAUUGGAGGAAAUAUAUUGUUGAUUCAAAGACACUACAGUUGUACAAAAAAUAUGGAAGGGAGUCAUGGCAGCGGUCAUAGAUACAUGUCUGCGGCUGUGGAAGUCAUGCAGCAACUACCUGGCUAUGCUCGUCAGUCAUUUCCUAUUGAGAUCCACUUUAAGUCAGCUGUGUCCAGGCAAUUGUUGGACUACCUCUUAAUUCAAGUUCAACAAGGGACAAACUUUAUGAAAAUAUGUCAAGGUAUUGGUUCAAUGAAUUUCCGUGAAUAUAUCGCUCGUCACUUCAACCAGCCGAACAGAGAAGGGAGUUCGGAAGACAUCGAGAGCGCAUUUUAUCAAAACUUUCUCUAUUCGUUCCCAAGUAACGACAAACUCAUGCAUCUCUUCCUGAGCUACUACGACAAAACCAAGGACUUACUUGAACAAGACAUGCGUAGUCAUAUUGGGAAUAUUCUCAUAUGUGAUCAUACCUUUAAACUGGGCAGUCACAUCGGUGAGAGAUCCAGCCGUAAAGAGCCGACCGAUGGUCAGUUUGACAGAGCCUUUAUUGGCCUAAAUGAGUACGGUGAAGUGAUGUUUUUGAGGUUGACAAGAGAUGCAGGCUUUGAACAAAUUGAAGAUCUCCUACAAGACUUUAAACUUCGGCUUUUGAGUGAAGGUAUUCAACUCGAGCUCAUUUUGGUGGAGGAUUGCUGCGUGGCUCAGGAUCACUUCACGAAUAUCUUUGGAAAUGUGCCUGUUAAGCUUAGUCCGUUCCAUGCGACUCAGCGUGUUGUCGAGUCUCUCCCACCAUGGUUUAAAGAGAUCAAGAGAUUUGCAAAGGAUUUCCGGUUGGUGUUUCGCGCCAAGGAUGAUCGCAAUGAGGAAAGGACAAUGAACACUCCUGAGGGGAAUACAAUCUGUGAUAAUCUCGAGCAAUUCAUGGCAAGGUGGUCCAAUAAACUACCCGAAGAGACGAUUGAGCGUAUUCAUGAUCUUCGAGAACACAUCGACCGCGGUUGUUUGUCGGGCAUACCACCUGGAGAAGGGACAGAACGUAAUGAACGUCUACACGAGUUUCUCACAGAUUCUCUGCUCUGUGCUGCCAAGUCUUUGUCUCCUGAACUUGCCAUAGCUAUCCUAGCUUAUGUUCUCUAUGUCUGGAACUGUCAACGCAAAUGUAGGAAACACAAUAGUAACUGCAGGGUCGUUCCAACCAUCCCGAUAGAAACGAAGCAACCUUUCAGCUCCACGGAUAUUUACAAAAUGUGUUUAAAAGCGGACGGCAAGUUGAAUACGGAACUCAUCUGGAGUAAAGCGGCUGAGCUUGGUAUUCAUCAGUUUAUCCAAGUCGAGUUUGAAUCGGUCUCUGACGUCGCGUGUUUAGAGAAUGAGAACUUGGUGAAGUAUGCCAUAACAAGAGCUUUGCAUUUGCAAGAAAUCUUCAAUUUAGUCGCCCAGAAAUGUGACAAAAAGAACCUGAAUGUUGUCGAGUUUCCGUAUUAUUGGGUGAAAGGAUACAGCUUUUUACUAAGAUGUGCCACAACGGAAUGUUCUGAUAUUCUCAAUAACGAGGCGGAGAAAAUAAUCAACCUUGAUGCUUUGGAACGAAAUCUUGCUUCUUUUGGAUUGGAAAGAAAUAUCGUUCCUUCGGAUGGCAACUGCUGUUUUUCGAGUAUCAUAUCACAGUUAUACAAGAUUAAAGAAAAUGAAACGAUUUCCAAGGAUUAUAAUGAGUUUGUUACAGAAUUAGGUCUGUACAAAAGUAUUGAAGAAGACACAGGAACCCUUCGAGAAUUGUUUACGAAAGAGGUAGCGAGCAAUUUAGAUACGUACAAGAAAUGGAUUAAUCUGCCUGACACUGAAACUCAAUUUGAGAUCGAGCAGUUCUCGAAGCCUGGUUGGUUUAGCUCAGAUAUUGGAGAUCUUUGUGUCAUGGUUUGCAGUCGUAUUGUGCAAGCUCCUAUCGUUGUUAUCACGUCAUACAUGCACGCACCAUACUUGCCCUUUCUUCCAGAGAAAUUAUCAUCUUCUCAACCGUUGUUUAUUGCUUUUGAUCACACGGCACCUGGUCAUUACGACUCCACAAAAGAAUUGUGUUUACCUUCCUCGAAGAACAUUUCAGGACUGAAAUGUUCGUGCGGAAAGAGUCGUAAAGGCGAUAAAGAAUCUAAUACGAAAUCUUGCUCGGAAACGGAGCCAGGUCAAUCCAAAUGCUCGUGUUUCAAACAUGGCCAGGCAUGCAGCAGAUUGUGUCGCUGCAAGGAUUGUUCGAAUCCUUUGAACGAGAAACAAAGAAAGUUUCGUCCCGCAAGAAAGAACAGAAAAGCUUGUAUGUGUGGUAAUGGAAGGAAGGAAAGUGACGGCGAGUUCAUUUCAUGUAAAGAUAAGGAUCAUCGUAAAUCAAAGUGUCCGUGUUUGAGAGACAACGUGGGUUGUACCAGCGACUGUAGAUGUCGUCAUUGUGGUAAUAUUUAUAACUCUCCUGAUGAUCUUCCUGGCAAACGCGACGCUGAAGAAGAACCUACCACGUUUAAAGGAAAGGUGAAACGAAGAAGAAGCAAUCCUCAGUCUUACAAAAGAAUCAAAGGAGCAGUGUUUGCCUCGAACCAGGACGGUGAACUUUCCUCGGGCAUCUGGACCGAACUCGAGACCAUCAUGUUAGUCGUCAUCCAGGAAAUCCUUUUCCUCACUGACCUGCCUUCCGAGCCCGCAAACAUCACUUCUCUGUAUCAGUUCAUCGCAGCUUCAGAAUAUGUUACCGAGAUAAAACUUCCUAUCGUGAAGAAAGAAGCCAUCGAAGUGGAAGCAAAGCUUCAAGAGAUGGUCGCCAAGCAACAGCUGAUGUUAGCAGGAUUAAAUCCUGAAACAGUGACGGUCAGCGAAGUUGAGAUGGCUACUGUUUAAGAUUGUUUUUAACAUUUUUCAUUUGGUAACGUGUUUUUAUAUGUUCAUCUUACUUGCUACGUUGUAUACAGACCUGUAUAUUCACCUGAAUAACUUACCUUAGGGCUUUAAUAUAGAGAAAAGAGAAUGAACUUUGCAAUAAAGAGUAUGCAUUUUAACUACUGAUCUAAAUCUCCAAUAUUUCUUUCUUAUUUCGAAUAUUUUAGGGUAUUAAUACAAGUUCUGGUGUUUUUUGUAAUCGUCAGUCCACUGACCAAUUGUUUUAAGGUCAAUAUUUUAGUACUUCUUGGAAAAUGACCUCGUU
This is a messenger RNA of Dendronephthya gigantea, 3650 nucleotides long. RefSeq lists its product as uncharacterized. The record is from RefSeq and is a predicted model, not a curated record. Lineage: Eukaryota; Metazoa; Cnidaria; Anthozoa; Malacalcyonacea; Nephtheidae. The transcript is spliced from 13 exons. Bases 125 to 3346 code for a protein of 1073 amino acids.